CCUUCUCCCUUUCCUUCUUCUCGACGGCUGGAUCCCCCGCAGGCGGCCGCUUCCUAACCCUAAUCGAUCGAAUUCCUCCGGUCCAGCAAUGGCGCUGUCGUUGUCGCCGCCGCCGCCGCCGCCGCCGCAGGACCGGUGGUCCAUCCUUGCCCGAAUCCCUAAGGUUGUGAAGGACAAGGAGGCGAAGCGCACCUUCCCACCUGGCGCCGACGUCUCCGUCGCCUGCGACGAGCCCCCGCUCGCCUCACUCCUCACCGUGCCGCUCCGCAUCUCGCCCCCGCCCUGCCUUUCCAGCUACCCCUACGUCGCUGCCGCGGACUCCUCCGGCCUGCUCCUCCUCUGCGCCACGGAGCCUCAUGCCGAGGUCACCUACCACCUCUGCCACGCGCGCACCGGCGAGGCCACCCGCCUCAGCGAGCGCCCCGUGGACUUCUACGGCGCCAGAGCCAGCGUCGGCCUCAUGGUGAAGGGCGGCAGCUGCGUUGUCGCUGAGCUCAAGCCCGCCACCGACGGCACCGGCCGGGCCGCGCUCCUCUGCUACACGGUGGGGCAGUACAAGUGGGUCGUGAAGGAGCUCGACUGCUCGCCCCCGCUGCACCAGGAUUGGUCUGAAGAGGCCGUCGUCUCCUACGGCGGGAUGCUCUGGUGGGUGGAUCUCUCAUACGGCCGCCUCCUCGCCUGCGACCCCUUCACCGACAAACCGGAGCUGCUACACGUCCCGCUUCCGCCAGUCCUCGACCAGCUGCCCGUAGAGUCGUAUACGCUCAACUGGGGCGCUCACCACUGCGUGAUGGUGAGCGGUGGAAAGCUCAGGUACGUGCAGAUCCACGGCAGUCCGGACGCGCCAUUGGUGAGCACGUGGGCGCUCACCGAGGCUAGGAAAUGGAAUCCCGAGCGCAAUGUACCCUUGCAUGACAUCUGGGUGGAGGAGAGCUACCUUGACACCAUGCUGCCAUGGAGCAUCCCUGCACUUGCGCUCCUCCACCCUGCAGACCCCGACAAGCUCUACUUCUUCCUUGGAUCCUGCAUCUUUGCCGUGGACCUGCGGCGGAGGAAGGUUGUGGAAUUCAGUGAAUUUGUUAUGCCUGACCCAGCAAACCACUACGUCAUGCGAUCUUCCCACCUAGUCCAGGCAUGGCAAUAUGAUCCUUCAAGCACCCGGUGUGACUCUGUCCUGACAUGCUUGAGGCAGGAGAAGGAGAUUGCUGCUCGGAGCAGCAGGGCUGGGCGUAAAAUUGGUAAUUCAUUGAAGAGGUAUAGGGAUAAUUUAAUCAUGCAGCAACAGAACGAUAUAAAGAUAUACAACCCACUCUACAAGGAGACCAUGGAUCUUGCCAGGAAAAAAGAGAGAAGAGUAGGCCGUAGACGCAGGCAAGCUCCAUGAUGGCCCACAUGGUGCAUCUCAUACUGUCUUCUCUAAUAAAAAAACACAAUUUCUAAUUGUUGGCUGACCACGAUCUGAAUUCCAGCAAGCUCACAGUCUUGGUUGCGUGAUGCGCAUCUUGCAUCCCUCGUAGGCGGGACCACCAUCCUCUACUGUCAUUUUUUUUUUGUCUCUGACUUCCUCUCCCAUUGCCGUUUACCAGAGCAAUGCGCACCUAGAUCCCUAAAACCUAGUUCUGCCUACCGCUGGGCGGUGUGCAAGGCGGACGCGGACUCGCGGUACGCGCAGCUUGGUGGACUCGCGCUUCGCGGGGGACCCUGAUCUCCACCUCUUUUCCGUCUUCGUCGACCAAGGCCCCUCUGGGUCAAGCUGUACCGAGUUUGUGCCGGACCGCUCCCGUGCCUCCUCUUUGCCGUGAUGGAGGAUGCCGGUGGCAGCGUUCAAGGAGGCAACGGUGGGGGCCAAUGCAGAGAUGAAUGCGGCGGCCACCGUCGAUGACUCCAUGAGCAGAACCACCGCCGUGCGGCAGCAGCACCAUUUUUGUCGGCAAGCGCGUCUCAAGCUCAACGUCACCGCCUUCCACAUCAGCCAUGGUCAUCUCAUCUGAUUUCUGUUGCUGAUUUUAUAGAAAGACGCAGUGGAAAAUGGAAAUCUGGAUCGUGAUAUUGGUAUUGAUUAACAGGCACACAAUUACUAAGCUAGAAUUAUUUGUGUGCCUUUAAAUCAAUACUAAGCUAGAAGUAAUUGUGUGCCUGUUAAUCAAUACUAAGCUAGAAGUAAUUGCGUGAAUUUUGAUGCAACUAAAAACCAAGCUGGAAGUAAUCAUGUGAACUUUGUUGUAACUCAAAACAAAUUCAAUAUUAGCCGAGAAGUACUUUUGUGUGGAUUUGAUGUAAGUUUAUACUAAGCUAGAAGUAAUCUGGUGUGCAUUUGAUGUAAGUUACAAAUAAUUCUGUGUUGACAGGUUUUAUCUCUUGCCAGAAGUAUUCUUUUGUGUGGCUGAGAGUAAUUGUGGCAUUGAUUAGGCAUAGUUUAGCUGUAGCUUGCAUGGAAGUAACUUUAUAGUUUACC
Molecule: messenger RNA, 2455 nt
Organism: Lolium perenne
Lineage: Eukaryota; Viridiplantae; Streptophyta; Magnoliopsida; Poales; Poaceae
Source: RefSeq, a predicted model, not a curated record